Messenger RNA from Aspergillus ruber CBS 135680, 1074 nucleotides. RefSeq lists its product as uncharacterized. The coding region runs from base 1 to 1074 and encodes 357 amino acids. Gene Ontology annotation, cellular component: nucleus. Gene Ontology annotation, biological process: positive regulation of transcription by RNA polymerase II. Gene Ontology annotation, molecular function: transcription cis-regulatory region binding; DNA-binding transcription factor activity. The transcript is spliced from 6 exons. The record is from RefSeq and is a predicted model, not a curated record. NCBI's taxonomy places the organism in Eukaryota, Fungi, Ascomycota, Eurotiomycetes, Eurotiales, Aspergillaceae.
AUGCGAAAUUAUAUCGAACACAUGGCCCUAUGGGCGGACAUCACUGAUCCGCAACGACAUUUUGAGGUCGACGUACCUGUAAGAGCUGUGGAGGAGCCAGUCUUACGAUCUGCCAUUUUUGCAUUCUCAUCGCGACAUAUCGACAGACAAAGAGCGGGGGACACGGCAGAAGCAUUACAAUACCACAACCAUUGUCUUCAAAUGUUGAUUCCGGCUCUAUCUGGCGCUCAGGAGAACAUCACGGACGUGAUUCUGGCUGCGGUAGCAAUUCUCCGCGAACAUGAAGAAAUGGACUGGGAAGACAACCAGUUCCACCUCACCGGAACAACGCACAUCCUCAAUUCCGUCUCAUCGUUUGGUUCGUCCGGCGGCUUAGGAGAGGCCGCUGCAUGGCUUUGUCUCCGCGAAGACAUUUACGUCUCGCUAACCACGCAAAAGCCGCUUCGAACAAACUUGCAAAAUUUCAUUCAUUCAAAUAUAUUCCAGAGAGAUGACGAUUUCGCCUGGAGCAGUCGCAUGGUCUUCCUCUUGUGUAAGGUCCUCAAAUGCGCGUUUACAUACGAAGCUUCCACGGCAUAUCUGGCGCUCCUGCAUGACGUCGAGCAGGAAGUGGAGGGUUGGUUUAAUAAUAAACCUCAUACGUUUGAUCCAAUCCGGUUUAUUCCGCGUACACAGCAGUGGAACCAGCGGUUCCCAGAUAUUUGGAUGAUGUUGCCAGUUCACGUGAUUGGUCUGCAGUACUAUCACGUUGCCAAGAUUGUACUUGCUGUUUCGAGUAGCCCGAGCCCGGCUGUGGGAUAUGAAAAUUUGAAGCACUUGCGGAAUAUUGAGAGAACGAUUCGGAAUCACCUUCUCGUUGUCCUUGGCCUAGCAAGAUCAAACACCAAAGCGGAAAAUGCCCUCUUUACUGCUCGGCAUAGCUUAGUGGCCUGGGGCUGGGUCCUACGCAACAAACUCGAUCAAGAAGCCGCAGAAACUCUUCUGCGGGACAUGGAACUGACUACCGGUUGGAACAUGACUGGGUUAAUUCAGACCUUGAGAGAACAAUGGAAUGACGAGGAUUCUGAUCAUUGA